This is a messenger RNA of Lachancea nothofagi CBS 11611, 1944 nucleotides long. The record is from the annotation of a GenBank genome assembly. Lineage: Eukaryota; Fungi; Ascomycota; Saccharomycetes; Saccharomycetales; Saccharomycetaceae.
AUGGACCUAUUUAAGAUUCUAGAUACUGUGCCGGAGCCGGCGAUUGUGGAUGCCCAUACUAUGGGUGUCUCGGGAGACAUGUCUGGUGACUAUUGGCUGCCCGCGCCAAUGUGUCUUUACCAGAAGGAGCUGAGUGAGCAAAUCGUCUCUCUGCAUUACUCUGAUAUUUUAAAGUACUAUGAAACGGAGGACUACAAUACGGAUGUGGUACUGCAUUCUAUGGAGACCAUGUGUCUCAACAGCCAGUACGUUGCGACUCAUCCAUACCUCUUAAUCGACCAUUGUGUGCCCAAGUCUCUGAUCACCAAGGAUAUCCCUAAUCACCUUGCCGAAACUAGUGGGAAAUUUGCAGUUUUGAAGGACUUGAUCGCUUUGAUACAGGAUUACAAAACUGAAACAGCCGUCGUUUGUCGGUCCGACAGAACUAUGGACUUGUUAGAGGCUCUUUUGCUGGGCAACAGAGUAAAUAUCAAACGAUAUUCGGGGCAAUCUAUUAAGACAAAGCAGAAGGCCAGGAAGCACUCAUGCACGUGUCAUUUGUUCCCUUCUGAUGAGGCCUCCAUUGACUCUAUCAAUUCCGUACUUGAUUCCACAAUUCAUUUCGAUCUUCUCUUGUGUUUGGACCCUUCAGUCGAUACCUCGAUGCCUCACAUUCAACGUAUUUUGACCCAGAAUAGACCUACCGAGGGACCCGGCCGGGUCGCACCCAUAGUAAGGCUCACCACUAUAAACUCAAUCGAUCACUGUGAACUCUAUCAUGGCAAAUACCUGAAACCCCAAAGCCGAGAGUAUUUGGCGAAAGUCACAGCCGCUGUAGUUGUACUUAGGGAUGUCGUGGGAACGCUGCCGCCAGAUCUACGACCAAUAUACUCCCAAAAUUUAAAGUAUUUGCGCGAUUGGCUUGAAGAUCCCAGUAUACCCUGGCCCUUACCGGACAUUUACCCGAUCAAGACCUACACGCCAAUGGAUGUUGAGAAAUCCUUGUUAACAGAGGUCCGUUACAAUCGUGUUGAAGAUACGCUUACGCAAGCCCUAAAUAACGGACGCAAGCGUGGUCGUAAACCAAACUCCUCAUUUUACAAGGAUUCCGGUGCUCUAUCAUACUACAGAAUGAAAAGACUGAAAAAUGACUAUUCUACAAACCCACUCAACCAAAACAUGGCCCAACUUACGGGAAUUGCUAGCACCAAAAACGGGCGUGCCGCGAAUUAUCAUCUCUCUGGCGGUCUUUUGACUCACAAGCUAAUACAAGCCAUAGGCGAGGCUUAUUACCAAUUAGAGAGACAAAGUUCAGAGCUGGAACACUUCCGUUGCGUAGAAGAUGGCCAACUUCGUCGCGCAAAAGUAAUAACGAGUGAAUAUGAAGAUAUAAAAGAAAAAGCCCACGAAUCGAUGAAGAACCACGCACUUAACAUACAGGAGGCCGCCAGAUUAACCAGUGUCGCAGAAGAAGCAACUCAUGAAAUCAGGCAAAUGGAAAAGCAAACUGAGCAAAUCCUCAACGAAACUAGAGAAAAGGGACCUGAAUACAUGGCUUUAGUAGAUUUAUUUCUUGGUAUUACCAAAGCUCAAGAGGACAAAGAACAACAAAGCAGUCUCACUGAGUCCAAGAAGAGCGAGCACAAAUAUAUGUCUGAAGAAUUGCAAAGAGCACAGGAGGCUCUAGUCGGGUUUGAGAAAGAUGAACGAGAACUCAUGCAAGAGAUAAAUCUGUUGCAACAGCAAAUUGAUACAAAGCUAGCAGAUGACGAAAUGUCGUCACAGAAGUCUCAGGAAAGAAUUCAGAAACUAGUAUCACAAAUAGUUGACGAGAAGGCUAUCUUAGAAACGGUGGAGAAACAAAUGGAUACAGUCACGAGCCAACUAAAGAAAACGCCCUAUUCGAGAGUUCGAUCAUCAAAUUCAGUACAGCAUUCAAAGCAAAGAAACCAUAUGAAUGCCUAA